AUAGACAUUUAUAUUUUACUAUGCUCAAAGGCUAUACUAUUAUCCUACAUUCACAUCAUGUUCAGACUAAUUAUUCUCUAUUACUUGUGUUGGGAAAGAGUCCUGAUGAUAAUUCCCCCUUUAAUAACAAAAACAACCAGUAAUAAAUAGUCCAAGGUUGUUGCUUUCACAAUAGAGUAGACUUGUCCAGCAGGUAGGGUUAGGGCUAGAUAGUUAUCUACUUUCCUCAAAGAGGAUUAGAUUCUGUGCUUGCAGCUUACCUGUUUUACCUCACAUAAGGACGAGAGAAAGGCAAGCCUGUCUGCAGUUGCCAUCUGGCAGAGCGUAGGGCUCACUCAAACUGCUGUAAAUGGAGGAUACGUUGGAACUGGACGUGCUUCUGUAUCCAGAUGGAUUGAGGAUCUCUACGCCUGAUGAUAUUGGGGAGUGGGAUCUUGAGACCGCGAGUCAGCUGUCUGUGCCCACUGCCCAACUCUUUGUGGCUCUUUUCCCAUAUAACCCUGCUGCCAUGUCUCCAAACCAUGAAACGGCAGGAGAGGAACUGCCCUUCGUGCCUGGACAAAUAAUCAAGGUGUUUGGAGAUAAAGAUAUGGAUGGGUUCUAUCAUGGGGAGUCUGGCGGCCUCUCUGGUUAUGUGCCUGGUAACAUGGUAGCUAAGAUCCCAGUGGAAGAUGACUACAUCAAGUACCUGCUCAUGCAGCAGGGUUUCCUGCCUGUGGACCAUACAGCAGGGAUAUCUUUCCCGUCCGAUGUCCACACGGUUCCCAGUAUCCCAGACAACGUGACUGUCCACAGAAUGGUGGCCCUCUUUGAGUAUGACCCCUGGGAAAGCUCCCCCAACAUGGACAGUGAAAAUGAGCUACCGUUCCGUGCUGGGGACAUCAUUUAUGUGAUCGGUGACAUGGAUCAAGAUGGAUUCUUCUAUGUGGGUGGCUACAUAGUUCACGCAAAAGGAAUAAUCAAUGAAUGUAAGGCUUCUCCCUGGCUAAUGACUAUUCCAUCCCAACUCAGGGUGACCUUCAUGGGCGGCGAGGUCUGGUGCCAUCAAACUAUCUGCAGCCAUUACCUUGGGAAUAGGAAGAGACACACGGUAGUCAUCCGAUUGUGUCAUGGAUCUUGCUGA
Hypomesus transpacificus is the source of this 1123-nucleotide messenger RNA. RefSeq names its product RIMS-binding protein 2-like. Gene Ontology annotation, biological process: neuromuscular synaptic transmission. The record is from RefSeq and is a predicted model, not a curated record. Bases 350 to 1123 code for a protein of 257 amino acids. The transcript has 4 exons. NCBI's taxonomy places the organism in Eukaryota, Metazoa, Chordata, Actinopteri, Osmeriformes, Osmeridae. Gene Ontology annotation, molecular function: protein binding.